Camelina sativa (false flax) is the source of this 650-nucleotide messenger RNA. Its product is annotated as protein PSY3. The record is from RefSeq and is a predicted model, not a curated record. Lineage: Eukaryota; Viridiplantae; Streptophyta; Magnoliopsida; Brassicales; Brassicaceae.
CCGGUGUGAGACAUUUUGUGGCCGUCCAUAAAUAUAAAAGAGAGAGAGAGAGAGAGAGAAAGAGAGGAGGAGACAUAUAGAAGAAGAAAAAAAGAGAGAAUGAGUUAUUCAACAUCAAGAAUUGGGUUGUGUUUGUUCCUCUUCUUCUCAUUUGCUCUCCUCGCUUCUGCUCGCAUGAGUCUUUCGUUUUCAUCAGAAAAUGAAAUGACUUCGACGGUGGUGCCAGAACGGUCUUUGAUGAUGAGCACCAACGACUACGGUGAGCCUUCAGCCAACGUUAGACACGAUCCACCGCGUGGCGGCAGAGGCCGCAGACGUUGAGAAUCUUAUAUUUUCUCAUAACUUCCCAAAUCCUCUUGCAAGCUUGCAAAUAAUCUAUAUAUAUAUAUAUAUAUAUAAUUAUAUAUGGAGACCAAUAAAAAAAAUUUCUUUUUCUUUUAUAUUUUAAACGAGUUAUAUAUCAAAGAGACCGUAUAUGUAAUAUAUAACACCUCGUUUUCAUUUGUGUUCUUCUACAUCGACGUCAACUUGUUAUUCUUACCUAGAUUAUAAGUUGUGCUACCUGUAAUUGUAUGUAUAAAAUUCCUUUUUUUUUUUUGGUCAAUGCCGUUGUACUUCACUCUAUUUUUAUGUAUUGAAAUUUUUGUGAA